Juglans regia (Persian walnut) is the source of this 4901-nucleotide messenger RNA. Its product is annotated as protein transport protein SEC16B homolog. Gene Ontology annotation, biological process: COPII vesicle coat assembly; autophagy; Golgi organization. Gene Ontology annotation, cellular component: endoplasmic reticulum exit site; ER to Golgi transport vesicle membrane. The record is from RefSeq and is a predicted model, not a curated record. The coding region runs from base 321 to 4532 and encodes 1403 amino acids. Lineage: Eukaryota; Viridiplantae; Streptophyta; Magnoliopsida; Fagales; Juglandaceae. The transcript has 15 exons.
GCACCUUUGGUCGGUGCGGUCAUGCUCUCUCCCUCUCCUGCGAGUCUACUUUUCUCCACUGAUUCCAAAUGCAUGCUCUCUCUCUCUCUGAUUUUCAGACUUUAAUCUAACAGCAUAUUUUGUUUACAUGGUCACUGGUAGGAUUUCUUGGGAAUUUUGGGUGCCCAGUAAUUCUCAGCUCUAAUUGGUCAAACUGUUUGGGAUGAAUUUCAUUCUGAAGACCUUAAAUGAUCAAAUUACCUUUAUUUCUAUGGAAUGAUGGGGUUGGGAUUGAUUUGAAUUUGUUGGGAGGUCUGUUGGAGGAUUGAAGUUUGCUCUGGAUGGCGUCUUCUCCAUUCGAGGAGGUGGAUCAGACGGACGAGGAUUUUUUUGAUAGAUUGGUCAACGACGAAAUUGACUUUACUGGUUUGGGGCCGAGUGUUCUAAAGAACGAUGGUUUGGAGGAGGCAAAAGUGUUUUCUAAUCUAAGCAUGGCGGAAGUCGGCUCGGCUGCUGUAGACUCCGGAAGCAAUGCUGGUUUCGAGGUGAAUGGUGAAGUGGCUCGGGAAGAUAUGGUCGUGUCUGCAUCAUUGGUGGAAGUCAAUGAGGACAAUUUGGCUAGUAAGGAGAGCAAUUCAUCGAUACCGGAAAAUAGAAACGAGUCCAACAAUAUGGUUGCUAAAGAGAGCAUUUCAUUACUAUCGAGUAAUAGAAAUGGGGUUAGCGAAGGGGGAAUAGAGGAAGACUGUGCAUUGGAUAGUACAGUGGGUACGAAUAGUGUGGCUGCAGGAGCGGGUAUGAAAGAGGUUCAGUGGAGUUCAUUUGGCUCGAACAAUGAUGUGGGCGGUGCUGGAUUUGGCUCGUACUCGGAUUUCUUUAGUGAAUUGGGAGAUAGCUCAGAAGAUCCAUUUGCCAGUGUAGCGAAUAUGGGCAAGUCAAAGAUGGAAUCUAAUGUUGUGCAUGAUGUUUUGGAAAACCCAGUUGCUAAUUUGGGGGCAUCAGGUUAUGAACAACCUCACGAAGGCCAAUAUCUUGGAGUGGGUACGGGGCAGAAUUUAGAUGGUCAGGAUUCUAGAAGUAGUGAUUGUUGGGAAAGUCUUUAUCCAGGGUGGAAGUAUGACGCAAACACGGGGCAAUGGUAUCAGUUGGAGGGUAAUGAUGCAAAUACAAAUGCAGAUAUCAACGUGAAUGCAAAUGCUUAUGCAAUGGGUAAUGAGGUUCUUUUAGACCAAGCUGCUUAUUAUCAGCUGCAAGCAGCUCAGGCUCAAUCUGUUGCUGGGACUGCAGCUGAAGGAUGUACUGCUGGCAGUGUCUCUCACUGGAAUCAGACUUCACAGGGAAAUAUGCAUUACCCAGUGCAUAUGGUCUUUGAUCCCCAAUAUCCUGGGUGGUACUAUGACACAAUCACUGGAGAAUGGAAGUUGUUGGAAUCGUACAUUCCAGCUUCAAAUCAGUUAACAAGCAUAGAUGAUAAUCAGCAAUUUCUAAAUCAGAAUGUUGAGAAUCAUGGAUCACAAAGUCUUGUGGACCAGGACGGUUCUGCAAUCCAUUACAAUCAGCAAGUUUUAAAUACAUGGCAAACUCAGGAUGUUGCUAAGAGUGAUGCUCGUGGGUUUACUGAAAAUAGGAAAUCAGGGGACCAUUAUAGUUCGAUUAGUCAUUUAACAAAUUCUAUGGAUCAACAAUCGCGGUUUAAUCCGGAUGGAUCCCUUGCUCAAUUCGAACAACCAAAUUGGAAUGUUGAUGGCAGCAAUAAAUUUUCUGGGUUUCAAGGCUUUAUUCCUGGUGACAAUUCUCCUCAGCAGCAAAGUCAGACCAAGGAGGAGCUAAAUCAACACAUGCAUUUCUCUCCUGCUCACUUUGAUAGUCAGAAAUCAGUAAAUUUUUCACAGCAUCCGCUGCAUAGUGGAACUCAGUUCUCUCAUGCGUCCAACGAGGCCAGGUCAUCUGAAGGACGGCCUCCUCAUGCUCUAGUUACUUUUGGAUUUGGUGGAAAACUUGUAUUCAUGAAAUGUAAUAGUCCCUUUCACACAAACUCCUAUGGAAGCCAGGACUCCGUAGGAGGUGCAAUUAAUAUUCUCAACUUGAUGGAAGUUGUGGUGGAACAAACUAAUCCUUCAAACUUUGGAUGGGGUGCUCAUGAUUACUUCCAUGCCUUGUGUCACCAAUCUUUUCCUGGUCCUUUGGUUGGUGGAAAUUUUGGAAAUAAGGAGUUGAACAAAUGGAUUGAUGAAAAGAUUUCUGAAUGUGAAUCUUCGCAUGUGGAUUACAAGAAAGGCGAAAUUCUAAGGCUGCUUUUUUCUUUGCUGAAAAUAGCGUGUCAGUAUUAUGGAAAACUUCGAUCACCCUUUGGCACUCACCAAGCGUUGAAGGAAAGUGAUUGUCCUGAGUCAGCCGUUGCUAAGCUCUUUGCUUUUUCAAAAAGAAAAAGCGAGUAUGGUGCACUUGCACACUGCUUGCAGAACUUACCUUCUGAAGCACAGAUUCAGGCCAGUGCUCGUGAGGUACAGAAUCUUCUUGUUUCUGGUAGGAAGAAAGAUGCUUUGCAAUGUGCACAAGAAGGUCAAUUGUGGGGACUAGCACUUGUUCUUUCCUCUCAGCUUGGUGAUCAGGUUUAUGGUGAGACUGUAAAGAAAAUGGCACUUAGCCAGUUCAUAGUAGGAACACCAUUGCAGACGUUGUGCCUGCUUGCUGCUGGGCAGCCUGCAGAUGUGUUUUCUAGUGCCACUACUUGGAGCAGCUUACCUAGUUCUGUAGAUAAACCUCAACGGCCUGCCAAGAUUGGAGCUAACUGCAUGCUAGAUGAAUGGGAAGAGAAUUUAGCCAUCAUGACUGCAAACAGAACAAAAAAUGAUGAGCUUGUUAUCAAUCAUCUUGGAGAUUGCCUGUGGAAGGAGCACGGGGAGGCUACUGCUGCACACAUAUGUUAUUUAGUUGCGGAAGCCAACUUUGAACCAUAUACAGACAGUGCAAGACUUUGUCUUAUUGGUGCAGAUCAUUGGAAAUUCCCUCGUACAUAUGCUAGUCCUGAGGCUAUUCAGAGGACAGAAUUAUAUGAGUACUCAAAGGUGCUUGGCAAUUCUCAGUUUCUCCUCCUGCCCUUUCAGCCAUAUAAGCUUAUCUAUGCGCACAUGCUGGCUGAAGUUGGAAAAAUUGCAGAUGCUUUGAAGUACUGCCAAGCAAUUUUGAAGUCUCUAAAAACUAGUAGAGCACCAGAAGUGGACACGUGGAGACAAUUGGUAUUGUCUCUUGAGGAGCGGAUUAGAACGCACCAGCAGGGUGGUUAUGGCACAGAUUUGGCUCCAACGAAACUGGGUAAAUUGCUUACCUUCUUUGAUAGUACUGCUCAUCGAGUUGUUGGAGGCCUUCCUCCACCUGUACCUUCAACAUCACACAGCAGUUCUCAACCAAAUGAACUUGCUCAUCAACCAGGAGGCUUGGAAGUAUCUAGCAGUCAAUCAACAAUGGCAAUGUCUACGUUAAUGCCUUCCGUUUCGAUGGAACCCAUAAGCGAACGGACUGGUGAGAGCAAAACUCCUAAUAGAAGCAUAUCGGAGCCAGACUUUGGUAGAUCUCCUAAAAAGGUGGAUUCAUCCCAGGAAACAAACUCUUCUGCCAUGCAACCGAAGGCAUCCACAUCAGGUGGGUCAUCUCGUUUUGGUCGUUUUGGCUCACAGCUACUCCAAAAGACUGUGGGGUUGGUCUUGAGAUCCCGACCAGACCGACAGGCUAAAUUGGGUGAGAAAAAUAGAUUCUAUUAUGAUGAAAAGCUUAAGCGAUGGGUUGAGGAAGGUGCUGAACCCCCAAUUGAGGAGGCAGUGUUACCUCCUCCACCAACAGCCGGAGUUUUUCAGAAUGUAAUGCAAGAUUACAACAUGAAAGAUGCAGCAAAAGCUGAAGUUUUCCCCUCAGAUGCUCGGCAGCAAACUAAAAGCCUGGUCUCUUCUGAACAGAGCUCAGAAAUCCCACCCAUGCCAUGCAGCUCAAACCAGUUUACUGCACGUGGGCGGAUUGGUGUUCGCUCAAGGUAUGUUGACACAUUUAACAAGGGUGGUGGGACCUCAUCAAACUUCUUCCUGUCACCUUCUAUUGCAGCUGCUAAACCUGGGGGUGGUUCAAAUCCCAAGCUUUUCAUCCCCAGUCCAGCAGCUUCUGUUGAAGGGACAGUGCAAACACCUGAAGAAAGUGUGCAAGAGGCCACCAUGGGCGAUGAAAAUCCCCCUUCAUUUAAGGAGGAUUUAUUCUCUUCUCAACAAACAUCAACAUCAUCAUCAACAAGUCUACAGCGUUUUCCUAGCCUGGACAAUAUUGUACAAAAGAGAGGACCAAUGGCAAUUAGCAAUAGCUUAUUUCCUCCUCCCUCCCGACGUGCGGCAUCAUGGAGUGGAAGCAUUUGUGAUGCAAGAAAUCCUUCAAUGAUCAAUGAAAUAAAACCUUCAGGAGAAGCGCUAGCUGUAUUGCCAGCUUUGAAUCAGCCUGGUGAUCCUUCAUCGAUGCAGUUUUCAACAGAUUGUAAUAGUUCUGCAGAUGAUCUUCAUGAAGUUGAACUUUGAGGAUUGAAGACGGAGGAUGAGGAUCCUGAGGAGUUCCAAUUUUUUGGUGAAAUCCAAGAACUAAUCCAGAAAAUCGUAUGAAGCUUAACAAACAUAUGGCGUUCCGCAUUUCUGUUGCUGCGCUGCAUCAUUUUUUGAGAAGCCUGUACGUUCAUUAGGUAAUUAAGUUUAGACCAAUUGCCUUGAGGAAGACACAGGAGGGUCUGCAAGGGAGCAGCCUUUCUUUCUAUUAUUAAGGCUAAAACUGAUUACCAAAACUCGGAAUACAUCUAUACCUUGGGCCAUUAAUGGCUAUUACUUGUUAACAAAACUUGUCAAUACACAAUAAAAUGCUGGAGAUGGUAGGAAAUGUUGGAAGUUGGGCAGACA